Messenger RNA from Corapipo altera (White-ruffed manakin), 5044 nucleotides. It is a transcript of the gene DNAJC15, whose product is annotated as DnaJ heat shock protein family (Hsp40) member C15. Gene Ontology annotation, molecular function: ATPase activator activity. The record is from RefSeq and is a predicted model, not a curated record. Gene Ontology annotation, cellular component: PAM complex, Tim23 associated import motor. The transcript has 6 exons. Gene Ontology annotation, biological process: protein import into mitochondrial matrix. The coding region runs from base 59 to 505 and encodes 148 amino acids. NCBI's taxonomy places the organism in Eukaryota, Metazoa, Chordata, Aves, Passeriformes, Pipridae.
CUGCCGCGCGGUUUGUCUCUCCGGCCGGCCCGUAGCGCCGACUCCUCGUGGCUCCAUCAUGGCGGGCGCUGCGGGCUCUGACGAGGGCCUGCGCUACGCCGAGUACGCACGGGGCCCUACGGCCGCCGGCAGGGGCCAAACCGAGCUGGACCGCGGGCUGGCCAGAACUAUGAUAGCAGUUGGACUUGGUGUUGCAACUGUUGCAUUUGCAGGUCGUUAUGCUUUCCACCUUUGGAAACCACUGGAGCAGGCAAUUACAGAGACAACAAAGAGGAUUUCGACUUCUAGUUUUUCAUCAUACUAUAAAGGAGGAUUUGAACAGAAAAUGAGUAGGCGAGAAGCUAGUCUUAUUUUAGGGGUAAGUCCGUCUGCUGGCAGGGACAAAAUCCGAAUAGCCCAUAGAAAAAUCAUGAUUUUGAAUCAUCCUGAUAAAGGUGGAUCACCUUACUUAGCAACAAAAAUAAACGAAGCAAAAGACUUGUUGGAAUCCAGUGCCAAAAACUGAAAUCCGAAGGCUUGAGUCAGAGGAGAUGCAGCAAAUACAUUGCACAAUGGCUUUCAUGUCUACUUGCUCUGCACAGUUUCUUAUUCAUAUUUAUUGUCAUAAUUAAAAUUUUAAGAUGAUCUAAAGCAAACUGAUAUCUUUUACAGUUAUGUAAAGUUAUGUACAGUUAUGCUCCUGCAAGGAGCAUAGAGUUGGACGUGAUGAUCCUUAUGGGUUCCUUCCAACUCAAGAUGUAUUAUGAUUCUGUGUCAAUUUUAGUGUAUUUUUAUUGAAUCAUUAUCCCUUACAAACUUUGAAAAAGUUCUCGUACUGUCUGGGGUUUUUUUUUUGCAGAAGUAGUUGCUUCUUUCAUUAAAUUUUGGAUCUUUUAAAAUAAAAUUCAAAAAUUAGUCUUAAAUACAGGGUUCUUCAUUAAUGAAGAAACAACUCUAUAUUUAGAGAAAAUCUGUGACAGUGUGAUGAUUCACAGGAAAUAUGGCAGAUGUUGUACAAGUUUCCAGCACCACCGUACCCUUGAGUCUGUUCAUUGUGAAGUAGUAGGGUUUGUUCAUGAGUGUGGUUUGAAAGCUGCAACUCCAGACAAAAGGACUAAUGGGACCACAGACUGCAGUUUUCAUUAACUGUAUAUAUGGGGCUUGGAGCUAUGAAGGAGAAGAUUCUUGGUUUUGGUUAGUUCUUUUGCUUAUUAAAGGAUCUCUGAGAUUGUCAAAUAGUUAUUUAGACAUGCUUCAAGUCAUAGAGUAUGUUUACUCUGUAGCAGUUGGGAUAGUGCAGGGGUUUUCAUAGCAGUGGGCCUGAAGAAGGUAGGUCCAUGUGGCGUGGAGUUGAGAUGCAUUUUAUUGGCUGCAGUUGUCCAGAUCCUACACCAAUCGUGAGCCUGGUGUAGGACUGACUCAGCAGGGAACAAACGGGAGGGUACCUGCUUUGCAUAUGGCUCUGGGUGCACUUCCUGGCUUAGUUGUCCAGUAAUGCUUACAUCUCUGCAUUAUGCUUCAUAUCCCAAAAUAUAUGUACAUACUUCCAUACAUCCAUACAACCUAACGCUGGCUUUGGGGAGUGCUGAAGUCAUGGAUCUCAGACUUUAAAGAGGAUAAGUUUCAGCUGGCAGCUGGGAGUAGGUGCAGUUUGGGGCACUUGGCUGCUACAGAUUCCUAGCGGUAAAUUGUCUGCAGAUGAAUUAACUCUCCUAAGAAGAUGAUGAUGAGGUGAGACAGUAUAGUGGAUUCAGUGCAAGACUGAAAAACUUCCUACUGUCCAUUCAGGCUCUGUCAUUUGAGGUACAACAAACAACUUGAAAUGCUACAAAUAUAAAAUUUAGAUAUUCCAUUUUCUAGGUUAUUUAGCCAGAGGUAAGUGGCUAAGAGCAGUUAAUAUGAGGUUGAAUGCUUUAAUUAUUUAUCCACCAGAACAUGCAUUUAUAGUUCAUCCUGUGGUGGCUGUCUAGAUUAUAUGGAUUUUUCCUUGAAAGGAAGAAAGAAUAUGAAUUAUUUUUUACCAGGUUCCUGAGACUUUGUCACAAUUCCCUUACUUUCAUUAAAGGGAGAUGAAAAAAUUUUUAGUUGAUCCUAAAAGGAAAUACUAAUUUCACGUAGUUUAGAGACUUCAUUACAAUUAGAGUGGCAAGACACACGACACAAUUUGACUGGAUAAAACAAAAAGGACUGUUGGGAAAAACCUACCUGGGAAUAGCAUGCACUGACUGUAUGAGUACUACACUUGCAUCAUUUAACUAAUGCUGUAAUACAAGAAGCUUUAAAGAAAAUGGUUUAUUCCUAUGCAGUAGCUUUAAUUGGUUCUUGUUAAAGGAGUGGCCAUCAAUUAAUGCACAUCGAAGGUUAGUCACUCAUUUCACUGGUAUAUCAGUCUGUAUUAGCAAAAAAUGAAAUCAUGACCGUUUUCAUUUUGGGAGAAGUGAGAUGGUGGGGGUCCUUAUUUUCUAAAGUGGAAUGUGUAUGUGAUAUGAGUCAUUCUGCAAAAGCAAAAUUGAUGUGAAUGGUAGGUAGCAAAAUCAUUCUGUCUGAUGAUUUUGAACUGACUAACUGUUGUUUUUGUAUGAUUGCCUUUUUGUUUCCUGAGUAAAAUGAGGUACUAUUCUAAAAUAUCAAUUGAAACAAAUGCAUUAAAGAUGGCUACUUGUUCUGUUCUUUAAAAUGAACUUCUCAUGUCUUUGUAAGAAGUAAAGGGUUGGGUUUUUUGUGAGAUUCUGUUGCUGAUAACUUCAUUCCUCAUGUAAUUAUUUGUACCUGAUUAUUUUGGAUGAAACACAUUUUUUCUGACUUUAUAAGGGAGAUUUUCCUUCUUAACAAAAAGAAAUAAAACCAAGUUCUAGUUCUGCUUUCUCCGUUAUUUUCAGAGCAGACUACUGACCAAUUAACAAAUUUGAUGUAUUAACAAAUUUAAAAAUUCAGCAAAUUAGCUGGCCAGUCCUAUCUCUGCAAAAUGCUGUGAAAUUAAUGAAACUAAUGAGUAGCAGUUGUGAAAGCAUCCCUGUUGUAUGUCCAGUGCCAUAACUUCACACAUACAAUAGCAUAUUUUUUCUUGUCUGUUUAGUCGCAAAACUUGCUUUAGCUGCUAAGUGAUGUUUGGAAGGAUGAACAAAGGACAGGGAAAGGCCAAUCUUGUAAUGCUGCUCAGUUUGUUGUCACUGAUAGUCAACAUGGCAGGCUAAGGAAUGCCUUUGGAGUCUGCUUUGCAGAACAGCACUUGGAUUGAUGCUCAGCUGGGCUAGGAAGAAUAUUUCUAACAGCAUAGCCUGGUAAUUUAAUCUUAAAAAUAUGCAGCCUCUUGAGACUAUUUUCUUUACUUGUCAGAUGCAUAAGCUUUUUAUGUGUAAGAAAAGUGCGUAGAGGUUGAUUUAUUCUCGAGCAAUUUCUGUCCAUCCAUACUACUAGCAGCAGGCAGACUCGUUUUUCAUGUGUUGCUUUAAUGUUCAGAAAAUGUUCAUCUGUAACUUCUUAGCUUAGGAAUUCCCAGGUAGUUUUCCCCUUACAUGAUAGCCAGUCCCAGUUAUCCUCUACAGCUUUAGAAGUCAGGCAGGACUGAGUGCAUUUAUUUGUCAUUGCUGUGGGUGAUUCCCAGUUUAUUUAAUGAAGCAGAGCUUGCUUAUCUACCUGGUUUUGGUCUUGGUCCAUGGGAGUUUUACUUGAUACUUCAUUCUUUACCCUUGAUACAGCAGACUUAGGCAGGUCCACGAAAAGACCCAGUAAAUCCAGCUAUCCGCCUAUGCAUAAGGGCAACUUGCAAAACUUGCUGGCUUAGGGUGGGACAUGGGUAGAAUUGAGACAUAAAAAUAAGGGCACAAUUCACAAAACCUUUGCCUGAUCUCUUAGGUAAUUUUAAAGGUAAAAAUUUACUCUCCUAUGCAUUCGGAUUUUUGUUUUUGUGUAGGUGUAAAACUACUUUCUUCUUGUAAAGUCUUUGCUCAGUUCUGCACUUAUCCUUAGAUCAGCAGAUUUGGUAUCUGGUGUCUUUAAGUUCCCUGAAAAGCCUGAUCCAGUAGCUGUGGUUGUCAGGUGCCUCAUCAGCCUUGGUGUGAAAAUCCCAGUAUCUGAUCUGCUACUCAGAUGAGACUGGUGAUGAAGCUGAGAUGAGGAGGUGAUGGCACUUGCUGUGCUUCUUUCUGGAGCUGCCCCUUGCUGCAGCAUGGAAGUUGAUAAAGCCUGUGAGAUCCCUGGGCCUGAGUGCUGAGCUCUGGUCAGCUUAAGUCCUUGAAAUGAUGUCAAAACAACUUAAAGAAAUUCACCAGCUGAGGUUAUUACUGACUUCCUUAGUAGCCUCACUUCCUGCAUGUUGGGCUUUAGGGCCUUAUCUUAAUUCACACUCUUCUGUGAGCUUCUGUCUGCCAGUCUUUCUGACUUUGACAAGCAGCACGAUAGAUUGGCACUAAAUCACCAGGAACACUUUCCAGAACUUUUUAGUUGAAUGAUGACAAAACUAUUGUGUUCCUUGGGUCAUAAACAGCAGGUUUUGUUGUGUGGGUUCAAAGGCAUAUUUGUGAAUUGGCACCUUGACCAGGACAGUCUUAGGACUUUUUAACUUUGUCAUUUCAGCGAUUACUUUCAAGCAACAGAUUGUGUGUGUAUGUACACGUGUAUGUAAGCACACACAUGUUUAUACACAUACACGCUGCUUUUCAAGAUCACAUGUGGAAUUUUGCAUCUGUACUGGGGCACACUUAAAAAAAUAAUGGUUUUCUUUCCUUUAUUUAUUUAUUUAUUUAUACUUAAUUUUCCAAAUCAGAUCAAGACAGCAAAUAUAAUGCCAAAGCAAAUUACAGGUCUUAAUUUAAUUAUGUUGCAUAAAUAGGAAGACAAGUAAAAAAAAAGUUUAAACAACACACACCACCCCAGUGUCUCCAAUUUAUCCACUUUAUUGAGUUUAUACUCAGUUUUACUCUGGUAUAGGAUGUAGUUAUGAAUAUUUUAAAGAAAAAGUGGCACUUUUCUUAUAUCGUCAUCAUACUGUAUUUGUGCAAGAAUCAUGUACCCAACUUUUUUUAAAUGAGGCAAAUAUAAAAUAAAAAAUGGUAGAGCUUUUUGA